AUGCGAAAAGUGAUUGCCCGCUUCGUGAAAUAUGCAUAUGUUAUUGUGGAAAAGCGUCAGCUGCACAUCUUCGUAUUGAUUCUGUUACAACUGUUGGGAGAUGGCUCAGCUAUGUGCAGUGAUGACGCUGAGUAUAUCGGGAACUUCCUAAUGGCGUUGAAGUUAUAUUUCCUCAUCUUUACCUUUUUAUUUUACUCCGUAACCGCUAAUGAGGAUGCAAAACGUUUAUACGAUGACUUGAUGGUGAAUUAUAACCGCCAUAGAAGACCAGCCAAUAGCCCUCAUGAGCCGGUAACCAUAAAACUAAAGCUGCGACUGAGUCAGAUUAUUGAUGUCCAUGAGAUCGAUCAGAUUAUGACAUGCUCUGUUUGGUUGAAGCAAGUGUGGAUGGAUAAGAAGCUCUCAUGGAAUCCAAAGAACUACGGAGGUGUCAGUGUGCUCUAUGUGCCGUAUGAAAUGAUCUGGGUCCCAGAUAUAGUUUUAUAUAAUAACGCGGAUAGUAACUACAAUAUAACCAUUUCCACAAAAGCCACUUUGCAUUACUCGGGACAAGUAACUUGGGAACCUCCUGCCAUCUUCAAAAGCAUGUGUCAAAUAGAUGUUCGAUGGUUCCCCUUCGAUGAACAGCAGUGUCAUUUAAAAUUUGGAUCAUGGACUUAUUCAGAAAAUUUAUUGAAUUUGGAACUGUUAGAGAACAAUGUGCGCUACAUUGAGGAAACGGAUGCCAAUGGAAUCACGGAUAAUAUAACAAUCGCUGAUGAAGGAAUUGAUCUCUCCGAUUACUACCCUUCUGUAGAAUGGGACAUUAUGUCACGUGUAGCUCGCAGACGUUCAAAAAAUUAUCCUAGCUGUUGCCCACAGAGUGCGUAUAUAGAUAUUAUGUAUUACCUGGAAUUACGGAGAAAGCCUCUGUUUUAUACGGUCAACUUGGUCUUUCCAUGUGUGGGAAUCUCAUUUUUAACCAUUCUUGUUUUCUAUUUACCUUCGGACUCUGGCGAAAAAGUUACUCUCUGUAUUUCGAUUCUUGUAGCUCUCACUAUCUUCUUUCUUCUUUUAACUGAAAUCAUACCAGCGACUUCUAUCACAUUACCUUUAAUUGGAAAAUAUUUACUGUUUACUAUGGUCAUGGUAACUUUAAGUGUGGUCGUUACCGUCAUAGCUUUGAAUCUUCACUUCCGAACUCCGACCACUCACCUCAUGCCAAAAUGGGUGAAGUUGGUGUUUUUGAAAUGGCUACCAAAAAUUCUUUUCAUGAGACGUCCGCUGGAUGAUUCUGAAGAAUCAUUCCGCAGAGUCAGUUCACGGCGUACAGGCGUAGAUGGCAAAAUACCUCUGAAUUACCAUGAACAUAGAGUGAGUCGAGAUGUCGGGAAAAACUUGGCCAACGCUGCUAUAGAUGAUCGGAUUCAGAAACUUUACUACUCCCCACAGGUAGUGAAAGCUUUUGAGAACAUAUGUUUCAUAGCUGAGUUACUCAAAAAGAAAGAUAGAGACGACAAGAUUGAUGAAGAUUGGAAAUAUGUUGCGAUGGUUUUGGACCGACUGUUUCUUCUCAUAUUCUCAUUAGCUUGCUUCAUUGGAACGGUUGUAAUCUUAUUACAGGCUCCUACACUUUAUGAUGAUCGGAAACCUAUCGACCUACAGUACAGACCGGCCAACUUAACAUCUCCACAAACAAUAUCAUAA
This is a messenger RNA of Auanema sp. JU1783, 1686 nucleotides long. The record is from the annotation of a GenBank genome assembly. NCBI's taxonomy places the organism in Eukaryota, Metazoa, Nematoda, Chromadorea, Rhabditida, Rhabditidae.